GAGGCGGACAUGGCGAUUCGCCGGGAGGAGGAGCGCCGUUUGGAGGAGGAGCUGCUGGCUGCAAGGAGGCGAGCAGAGGAGGAAGCACGGCUUGCAGAAGAGAGAGUUGAGGAGCAGCGGCGACAAGCUGAGAAGCGCAGACAGCUCCAGGAAAUGGAGCAGAAGGCGCGAGCAUCUGCUGCAGAGGCCAAGCGAGAAAGAGAGCUCCGGGAAAAGGCGAAGGCCUUCCUGGCGGCUGAAGGAUACCGACACGUGCGCGCAGCACACAAGUGGUCUCCUGUGGCCUCCUAUCCGCUGCAUCGGGCCGUGCAAUGCAACGACCCGGAGAUGGUUAGGCUUCUCCUCUGGAUGGGAGCUGAUGCCACCAAGUGCAAUACCUUCGGGUACUGCAAGAAUCGAAUGUCCGAGGACCCGUGCCUUCCACAGUUGGGGUUCUUGGACCAGUUUGCGCUGGAUCUGAAGAGCCAGCGAGCCAGGCAGCCACCCGGCGGCCCGGUGCCCUGCACCACUGCAGACGUGCUGUCGCACCUCCAGGAGCAGAUGCUUCAGGCGGACAAGGCCACCUGCUACUACAGCUCCCGUGACGAGCGCGGUGAGGAUGUGUGGCUUUCCAUUCCGUCACCUGGGCUCGUGGACCACGCAUGGUUUCAAAGCCACCUUGAGUACCCGGUGCUGAUGGCCCUGGGCAGCUUGGUGCUGCUGACGCUUCUUCUCGGCUGCCUUGCCGUCGAGGGGGCCGAGCUGUACUUUUCCGGCAUCGUGUGA
Messenger RNA from Symbiodinium sp. CCMP2592, 765 nucleotides. NCBI's taxonomy places the organism in Eukaryota, Dinophyceae, Suessiales, Symbiodiniaceae. The record is from the annotation of a GenBank genome assembly.